Klebsormidium nitens is the source of this 2860-nucleotide messenger RNA. Lineage: Eukaryota; Viridiplantae; Streptophyta; Klebsormidiophyceae; Klebsormidiales; Klebsormidiaceae. The record is from the annotation of a GenBank genome assembly.
AUCGGAAGAAUUCGUUGCUGAAUCUUGAUUCUGACGGGCGUUCCCCGGUGUGCCAGAAACGGCAUGGAUGUGCUUGGAGAAAUGUAUCGUCCUCUGACGUCCCCUUACAUUCAGGAAACCCUAGAACCCUAUAAGAUGUCUGCUUUGCAAAAAUACAACAGAUCUGCCAGAAUCCCAGCUAGUUGAAUCAGCACUGCUGCCACUGGUUCUCGACUCCAUUGGCACUGACAAAGCAACGCACACAAGGCUCACGUUGCUCAAGCCCCUCUCAAGCCUCGACUCUAUGGCUGGUUGCUUUGGUUGAAAUCUCAAAAGUCCAAAGCUCAAGUGAUGGAAGUUGAAAGUGCUCAGUCUGCUGUCUGGUAGCAGGGUUGUUGCACGGGUGUUGGGCGGACGGACAAAACGGUGCGGGGCUGUUGUGGAGGACCGUACAGUCUUUAUAGGCCUGUGACAUCUCCUCUUUCCAAUGGGGAUGAUGGCGGUGAUUGCAAGGGUUGUUGCGUUUGUGCUCGUUGGGCUGCUGGCCCAUGCGAUUAGCGUGGUGGGCGUCACCCUCAGCGUGACCAACACCAACCCGCUAGCGCCCGCUGCCCCCCUCCUUGUGGCCUGGCAGGACCUGCCGCAGCCAUCUCCCCAGGACUGGAUUGGCGUCUACUCCCCCGCUGCUUCCCCUGACUCCCAUUGGAUUGGCUGGCUGAACCUCACCAGCGCCAGUGACAGCUGGCACACGGGCAGCGGCACCCUCAACAUCACCAUGCGGGACUUGCGUUCUGAUCUCCAAUUCCGCCUCUUCAAAGCGCCCCCCGAUGCACCUCCCCCCGCAGAACCCCACACGUUGCCCGUUCCUUUGAGCUCGCCCGAAGCUGUGAGUGGCGUGGUGACUUUCGCAGGUGCUGGGCGGCCGCAGCAGCUGCAUCUGGCCCUGACAUCAGCCGCGUCAGAGAUGCGCAUCAUGUGGACCACCGCUGCGCUGUGGCCGGGCAGCGAGGUGCAGUAUGGGCGCAGCAGCCACAUGCUAACAGAGCGGGCGCCGGCGCAGUGGGCCACCUACAGCCAGGACCAGAUGUGCGAGGCCCCCGCCAACACAACGCAGGGCUGGCGCGACCCGGGCUACAUCUAUGACGCAGUCAUGACACACCUCAGCGGAGGGACUACCUACUUCUACCGAGUUGGCAGCGUUGCGGGUGGCUGGAGCGAGGUGUUCCACUUUGUGACCCAGCCGGAGGAGCCGGCCGAGACGUACGCGCUGGUGUACGGCGACAUGGGCGUGGACGCACCCUACGACAGCUACGACCGCCUGCAGCCGGAGGCGGCCACCACGCUGCGCCUGCUGCAGCGGGACAUUGAGGCGCUGGGGGACAGGCCGCUCGUGGUCAGCCACAUCGGGGACAUCACGUACGCGCGAGGGCAUGCGUGGCUGUGGGACGAGUUCAUGGCGGCCAUUGAGCCCGUGGCCCGCCACGUGCCCUACCACGUGGCCAUUGGCAACCACGAGUACAAUUGGCCCGCCCAGCCCUUCAACCCAGAGUGGGCGCACUAUGGGCACGACAGCGGCGGCGAGUGCGGCGUCCCAUACAGCACGCGCUUCCACAUGGCGGGGAGUGCCAGCGUCCCCACGGGCACCGCGGCGCCAGCCACGCGCAACGUGUGGUACUCCGUCGACGUGGGCACCGUGCACUUCACCUACAUCUCCACCGAGCACGACUUCACGCCGGGCAGCCCGCAGCUGACGUGGCUGGAGGCGGACCUGGCGGGGGUGGACCGGCAGCGCACGCCCUUCGUGGUGCUGUCGGGGCACCGGCCCAUGUACACCAGCAACGACGAGGAGCGCGACCGCGGCAAGCGCGCGGCGCUGGUGGCGUACGUGGAGCCGCUGCUGGUGGCGCACCACGUGUCGCUGUGCCUGUGGGGCCACGUGCACAAGUUCGAGCGGACGUGCCCCCUCGCCAACCACACCUGCCACGCGUCGCAGCAGGGCACCGUGCCGCCACCUGUGCACGCAGUCGUAGGCAUGGCGGGGCAGGACUGGCAGCCGCCGUGGGCCCCGCUGUACGGCUUCAUCUACCCCAUCCCGGAGUGGUCGCUCUUCCGGCAGGACGGCUACGGCUACUGCCGCCUCCAGGCCGACCGCCACACGCUGACGCUCACCUACAUCACCAAUCACGACGGCCGUGCGCAUGACUACGUGGAGAUCUUGAGCCCCGCUGCAUAUCUUGCGGGCAAUGAGCAGCGGCCGCGGCCCAUGCAGCUGUGGGCGGACGCGCCGGCCAGCACGCAUGCGGCGGGGCAGUGGGUGGAGCACCUCGUGGUGGGAGCCAGCGUCAGCCUCGCGGCCGUGUUUGUGGUCGCAUGGGUGGCGCAUUGGCUCAGAAGGGCGAGAGGACAGCCGAAGGCUGCCAGCCCAGGCGAGGGAGCGUGGGACCAGGUUGCGACCACCGAGGAGGAAGUACCGUAAGAAGACGACCAUGCUGCGCAAAGGGUUUUGGGGAACUGUACCUAGGUUGCCAGGUUGAUCAUUGUCGUCCAUGUGAUUGUUGCAUCAUGAUUCAAAAGGCUGCUUAUAUGCCAAAGAAACGUUCCGUAAAAUGUACAUUAAGAUUGAUCCGCAGAUGCUGACAAUGAAGUUAGCCAGGAAAGAAAGCCAACACAACGCUCAAUCGACUGAUCAGGGUACUCAAGGGGAAAAAUCGUAGCCACGGCGACGUAGCGAGUUCAUUUUUGCUUAGUGGCUUUUAGUUGAGCGACAAUAUAGCAAUAUCUCUCUCGUACAUGUACGUUGCUUGCAGACCUGCAUGGAACCAGAUGUUGAAACAACAUGGCGAUCCCGGCCCUACUUAGUAUUGAACUGGAUUAUAAGCUG